Molecule: messenger RNA, 858 nt
Organism: Capronia coronata CBS 617.96
Lineage: Eukaryota; Fungi; Ascomycota; Eurotiomycetes; Chaetothyriales; Herpotrichiellaceae
Exons: 6
Coding region: 1-858 (285 amino acids)
Biological process (GO): monoatomic anion transmembrane transport
Cellular component (GO): mitochondrial outer membrane
Molecular function (GO): voltage-gated monoatomic anion channel activity
Source: RefSeq, a predicted model, not a curated record
AUGUCCGGCAUCCCAGUUCCUUUCAGCGAUAUCGCUAAACCAGCGAACGAUCUCUUGAAUAAGGACUUCUACCACACGACCGCCGCGAACCUCGAGGUCAAGUCCAAGGCUCCAAACGGCGUUGUCUUCAACGUCAAGGGAAAAUCCGCCCACGAUGGCCCAAUCUCUGGCUCGAUCGAAGGGAAAUACGCGGACAAGGCAACUGGUCUCACCCUCACCCAGACAUGGACGACCUCCAACAGCCUGGACACCAAGCUCGAGCUUGAGGACAACCUGACCAAGGGAUUGAAGGCCGAGGUCUUGACCAACUACCUGCCUGCGCAGAGCGCCUACGGUGGAAAGCUCAACCUCUUCUACAAGCAACCCAACAUCCACACCAGACUGUUCACCGACGUCUUCAAGGGACCAACCGCCUCCUUCGAUGUGACCCUUGGCCACGAGGGAUUCCUCAUUGGCGCAGAAGGUGGUUACGACGUCGGCAAAGCCGCCAUCACAAGAUACGCCCUUGCAGCUGGAUAUAGCCAGGGUUCAUAUGCCGCCGCUGUGACUGCCACCAACAACUUGACCGUUUUCUCUGCGAGCUACUACCACAAGGUCAACGCCGAGGUCGAGGCUGGCGCAAAGGCUACCUGGGACUCGACGGCCGGAAGCAAUGUUGGUCUGGAGGUUGCCUCGAAAUACAAGCUCGACCCCAGCUCUUUCGCAAAGGCCAAAAUCAACGACCGUGGUAUUGCCGCGCUCGCUUACAAUGUCAAGCUCGGCACCGGCGUGACCCUCGGUCUGGGAGCUUCCUUCGACACCCAAAACCUGAACCAAGCCUCCCACAAAGUUGGUGCCUCCUUCACAUUUGAGGGUUAA